AUGCUAGGGGCGGUGGAUAUGAUCCUCUGGCAGUUGGAAGCGGAUGAAGAGGAUGACUAUCACAUUGAUGCCCCAUACGACUACAUCGAUGCGGACACUGCAGCCCUUAUUACACCAGCGAUGGAUACAUGUUGGCGCAACCACUGCGCCGUCACCAGCGUUGUUGACCACCCCGUCACGGUCUUAGUGAUCGUUCUCGACUCCUGGUGCUUCAGCUAUAAUGACAAGAGUGAUGGUGGCCAGGUGAAGGAGCUGCUGGAGAAAAUAGAAAAGAUGGUGGCAGGAAACAGAGGCCUUCACUUUGACUUUGAAGCAAAUGUUGUGAAAAAACUGAUGAUGAGGAAGAAGGAAGAUGAGAGAAGAGCAGAGGAGAGGAAGAUGAAGGUGCAGAAGCACAGAGAGACUCUCAGAUCAUCAGGUGGUGCUCCACAUAUCUCAGACAUGAGAAUCGUACUGCUGGGAAGCAGAGCGGAGGGGAAGAGUUCAUCAGGAAACACCAUCCUGGGAAAAGAGGAGUUUGAUACCUCAGGACAAACAGCUGAGUGUGUGAGGAGAGAGGGAGAAACAGCAGGGAGACACAUCACUGUAGUGGAGGCACCCGGAUGGAUUAAAAAUAAUUCUGUAGUGGACACUCCUGAACGUGUUAAACAAGAGAUUGUCGUCAGUGUGUCUCUGUGUCCUCCAGGACCCCAUGCUGUACUGCUGGUCAUUGAUGUGGUUCAGUCAUUCACAGAUACAGACAGAAGAGCAGCGCAGGAACACCUGGAGCUUCUGGGUGAGAGAGUCUGGAGUCACACUAUAGUGUUGUUCACCUCGGGGGACUGUCUGGGAAACACAACCAUUGAGCAGCACAUCGAGAGAGAAGGGCUAGCUCUGCAGUGGGUUGUAGAGAAAUGUGGGAACAGGUAUCAUGUUGUAGAUAAUAAGAAGAGCGAUGGUGACCAGGUGACAGAGCUGCUGGAGAAGAUAGUAGAGAUGGUGGCAGGAAACAGAGGCCAUCACUUUGACGUUGAAGCAAAUAUUGUGAAAGAACUGAUGAUGAGGAAGAAGGAAGAUGAGAGAAGAGCAGAGGAGAGGAAGAUGAAGGUGCAGAAGCACAGCGAGACUCUCAGAUCAUCAGGUGGUGCUUCACAUAUCGCAGACAUGAGGAUUUUACUGCUGGGAAGCAGAUGGGAGGGGAAGAGUUCAUCAGGAAAAACCAUCUUGGGAAGAGUGGAGUUUGAUACCUCAGGAAAAACAGCUGAGUGUGUGAAGAGAGAGGGAGAAACAGCAGGGAGACACAUCACUGUAGUGGAGGCACCCGGAUGGAUUCGCACUCGUUCAGUAGUGAACACUCCUGAACAUGUUAAACAAGGGAUUGUCCUCAGUGUGUCUCUGUGUCGUUCAGGACCCCAUGCUAUACUGCUGGUCAUUGAUGCGAAAGAUUCAUUCACAGAGACAUACAGAAGAGCAGUGCUGGAACACCUGGAGCUUCUGGGUGAGAGAGUCUGGAGUCACACUAUAGUGCUGUUCACCCGUGGGGACCGGCUGGGAAACACAACCAUUGAGCAGCACAUCGAGAGAGAAGGAAAAGCUCUGCAGUGGGUUGUAGAGAAAUGUGGGAACAGGUAUCAUGUUGUAGCGAAUAAGAAGAGCGAUGGUGGCCAGGUGACAGAGCUGCUGGAGAAGAUAGAAGAGAUGGUGGCAGAAAACAGAGGCCAUCAUUUUGACUUUGAUAGAAAAAUUAUGAAAGAACUGAAGAUGAAGAAGAAGGAAGACAAGAGAAGGGCAGAGAAGAUGAAGAUGGAGAAGCACAGAGAGACUCUCAGAUCAUCAAGUGAGAGAAAAGGUUCAGCCGUCGAACCAGAAAUGUACUUACCACAGCUCGAUGGUGGCCAGCUGCUGGAGGAGGUGAAAGAGAUGGAAAGAGGUGGUGGACAGAUUGGAGAAGACCUACCGGAUGACUCCUCAAGGGGAGAUGCUGGAUAUGACUCUGAUAAAUCAAGACUUGAAUCUAAGCUCAUAAAGUCCUUUAAGCAGCUGAGCGCUGCUGCCUCGACUCAAAGCUUUGAACAACAGAAGCUUCCCUUGAUACCAGCAGAUAGAAAAGCAUGUGCAGAGCAGAAAGUCUUCGAAAGAAAAGUUCCAUUUGUGGAUGUGUCGACAAUAUCUGUAAAUGAUGAUGAACUCAUCGGACGUGGCUCCUAUGGAACAGUUUACAGAGGAUCAUACCAGGGAACUCCUGCUGCUGUCAAGAAGAUAAAAAUAGGCAACAAUCCAGGGCUUACAAAUGAAUUUAUUAUACCUGGGCGUUUGUCUCACCCCAACAUCGUACGGAUGAUUGCUGUAGCCAGAAGUGAGACACACGUCCUCAUUGCUAAUGAGUAUAUCCAUGGUGCCAACUUACAGGAGGUUCUUUACAAAGACACUGCCAUCAAGGGCCCCAACAGAGAGCAGACCCCUUGA
Clupea harengus (Atlantic herring) is the source of this 2445-nucleotide messenger RNA. Its product is annotated as GTPase IMAP family member 8-like. Gene Ontology annotation, biological process: protein phosphorylation. Gene Ontology annotation, molecular function: protein kinase activity; ATP binding. The coding region runs from base 1 to 2445 and encodes 814 amino acids. The transcript has 9 exons. NCBI's taxonomy places the organism in Eukaryota, Metazoa, Chordata, Actinopteri, Clupeiformes, Clupeidae. The record is from RefSeq and is a predicted model, not a curated record. Gene Ontology annotation, cellular component: cytoplasm.